This is a messenger RNA of Lolium perenne, 807 nucleotides long. The record is from RefSeq and is a predicted model, not a curated record. Lineage: Eukaryota; Viridiplantae; Streptophyta; Magnoliopsida; Poales; Poaceae.
AUGCCGGACGAGCACAGACCACCAGCCACCGGGACGCCGCCCACGCCAACGGAAGCAUGCCCUGCCACCCACGCGGCCAGAGGCAUAGUAGCAACACCACCUCGCUCCCGGAGCAGCCGCUCCGGCUUCCACGCGCAACAGGCCGACCCCUCACGUCGACCUGUCGCCGUCCCGAGACGAACUGGCAAGGGCCGCCGCACCCCAGCCAGCCUGCCACACACGGUGGCCCUCCGCAGCCGCCCCGAACUCCGACCUCCACGCGACCACCACGCCAAGGAGGAGCUGGGCCGGCACAUCCCCGUCACCACCGCGUCCCCGGGGCCGCUGCCCCAGCAUCCUCGUCUCCGGCCAGCCGCCGGCGCCGAAGAUGCAGACCGGCCUCCCCUGCCGGCUGCCUGCGUCGGGGGCAUGGCCCCGUCACCACCAACGCCAUUAAGGCGUCCCAGGGCUGCCGCCCUGGCCUCCUUGAGCGAGGCCGACAUGCAAUCCCCCAAAUCGAGCGGAUCUCGAUCUGGGAGGACGCCGACCAGGCCGCCCCGCAGGCCCCGCGCCGAGGGCAACCGCCGCCAGAGCAGCCGCGACCUUGGCAGCGUCGACGAGCAGCCACCACCGCAGCCCCCCGCCCGAGCCCGUCGGCUCGGCAUCCUCCAGCCCCGACCGCCAUCGCCCCCACGAGCUGGUCCUCCACCGCGCGCCCAGGAACUCCCCGACCACCUUUGGCAGCGGGGUGCCGCCACCGCCGCGGAGGAGGCCGCCGGUGGCAGUGGCAGGGGAGGCCCAGGCGGGGCGGAGCUUUGGCGGCGCUAG